Erinaceus europaeus (western European hedgehog) is the source of this 4186-nucleotide messenger RNA. RefSeq names its product klotho beta (gene KLB). The transcript is spliced from 5 exons. The record is from RefSeq and is a predicted model, not a curated record. Gene Ontology annotation, biological process: carbohydrate metabolic process; fibroblast growth factor receptor signaling pathway. The coding region runs from base 98 to 3232 and encodes 1044 amino acids. NCBI's taxonomy places the organism in Eukaryota, Metazoa, Chordata, Mammalia, Eulipotyphla, Erinaceidae. Gene Ontology annotation, molecular function: fibroblast growth factor receptor binding; fibroblast growth factor binding; hydrolase activity, hydrolyzing O-glycosyl compounds.
AUCCUAAGUCUCACAGUUCAAGCUAAUCAUUGACAGAGCUUUACAAUCACAAGCUUUUACUGAAACCUUGAUAAGACAGCCAAGCAGUUAGUGGCAAAUGAAGCCAGACUGUCCGGCAGAAUCUCCAGGGAAUGAAUGGAUUUUCUUCAGCACUGAUGAAAGAAGCACACGCUAUAGCAAAACAAUGUCCUACCAGGGACUGCGAAGGUCUGUCAUUCUGUCAGCAUUUAUUCUCCUACCAGCCGUUGUUGGAUUUUCUGGAGAUGGAAGAGCUAUAUGGUCUAAAAAUCCUAAUUUCAGUCCGGUAAAUGAAAGUCAACUGUUUCUUUAUGAUACUUUUCCUAAAAACUUUUUUUGGGGUGUUGGGACUGGAGCAUUUCAAGUGGAAGGAAACUGGAAGACAGAUGGAAAAGGACCCUCUAUCUGGGAUCACUUCAUCCAGACACACCUGAAAGAUGUCAACAGUACGGACAAUUCCAGUGACAGUUACAAUUUUCUGGAGAAAGACCUAGAAGCCCUGGAUUUUAUUGGAGUUUCUUUUUAUCAAUUUUCAAUUUCCUGGCCAAGACUUUUCCCCGAUGGAACAGUAGCAGUUGCCAAUGCAAAAGGUCUCCAGCACUAUAAUACUCUUCUUGAUGCGCUAGUGCUCAGAAACAUUGAACCUAUAGUUACUUUAUAUCAUUGGGAUUUGCCUUUGGCAUUGCAGGAAAAAUAUGGGGGGUGGAAAAAUGAAACCAUGAUAGAUAUCUUCAAUGACUAUGCUACCUACUGUUUCCAGAUGUUUGGGGACCGUGUCAAAUACUGGAUUACAAUUCACAACCCAUAUCUAGUUGCCUGGCAUGGGUAUGGGACAGGUAUGCAUGCGCCUGGAGAGAAGGGAAAUCUAGCAGCUGUGUACACGGUGGGACACAACAUGAUCAAGGCUCAUUCGAAAGUGUGGCAUAAUUACAACACCAAUUUCCGUCCGCAUCAGAAGGGCUGGUUAUCCAUCACAUUGGGAUCCCAUUGGAUUGAACCAAACAGAUCAGAAAACACAAUGGAUACACUCAAGUGCCAGCAGUCUAUGGUUUCUGUGCUUGGUUGGUUUGCCAACCCAAUCCACGGAGAUGGUGACUACCCAGAGAUAAUGAAGCAGAAGCUGCUCUCUAUCCUACCCCUUUUCUCUGACUCCGAGAAAAACCAAGUGAGGGGUACAGCUGACUUCUUUGCCUUCUCCUUUGGACCCAACAAUUUCAAGCCCCAAAACACAAUGGCUAAAAUGGGACAAGUUGUGUCACUCAAUUUACGAAAAGUACUGAACUGGAUUAAACUGGAAUAUGGCAAUCCCCGAAUUCUGAUUACUGAGAAUGGCUGGUUCACAGAUAGUCAUGUGAAAACAGAAGAUACCACAGCGAUCUACAUGAUGAAGAAUUUCCUCAACCAAGUUCUUCAAGCAAUAAAGUUUGAUGAAAUACAAGUGUUUGGUUACACUGCCUGGUCUCUCCUGGAUGGCUUUGAAUGGCAGGAUGCCUACACCAUGCGCAGAGGAUUGUUUUAUGUGGACUUAAACAGUGAACAAAAAGAAAGAAAGCCCAAGUCUUCAGCACAUUAUUACAAACAGAUCAUACAAGAAAAUGGCUUUACUUUCAGAGAGUCCACACCAGAUGUGCAGGGACAGUUUCCUUGUGACUUCUCUUGGGGUGUCACUGAAUCUGUCCUUAAGCCCGAGUUGGCGGCUUCCUCCCCACAGUUCAAGGACCCUCACCUGUAUGUGUGGAACGUGACAGGUAACAGAUUGCUGCAUCGAGUGGAAGGAGUGAGGCUGAAAACCCGGCCAGCCCAGUGCACGGAUUUCGUCAGCGUCAAAAAGCAACUGGAGAUGUUGACCAGGAUGAAAGUCACUCAUUACAGGUUUGCUCUGGAUUGGCCCUCCAUCCUGCCCACCGGUAACCUGUCGUCGGUGAAUCGACAAGUUCUGAGGUACUACAGGUGUGUGGUCAGUGAGGGGCUGAAGCUCAACAUCUCCCCGAUGGUCACGCUCUACUACCCGACCCAGGCGCGCCUUGGCCUCCCCACGCCGCUGCUGCAGAGUGGAGGGUGGCUGAACCCGGCCACGAUCGAGGCCUUCCAGGACUAUGCGGGGCUGUGCUUCCGAGAGCUGGGCGACCUGGUGAAGCUCUGGAUCACCAUCAAUGAGCCCAAUCGGCUGAGCGACGUCUACAGCCACACGAGCAACGACACCUACCGGGCGGCCCACAACCUGCUGAUGGCGCACGUCCGGGUCUGGCACCUGUACGACCGGCAGUACCGGCCUGCGCAGCUUGGGGCGCUGUCGCUGUCGCUGCACUCGGACUGGGCGGAGCCCGCCGACCCCUUCGUGGACUCGCACCUGCGGGCGGCCGAGCGCUUCCUCCAGUUCGAGAUCGCCUGGUUCGCCGAGCCGCUCUUCGGGAGCGGGGACUACCCGGCCGCCAUGAGGGAGUACAUCGCCGCCAAGCGGCGCCAGGGCUUGUCGCGCUCCGCGCUGCCGCAGUUCACCGCCGAGGAGCGCCGGCAGGUGCGCGGCGCCGCCGACUUCUUCGCGCUCAACCACUUCACCACCCGGCUGGUGAUGCACGCGCGCCCCCCGGCCGGCCGCGCAGACGCCGACCGCGACGUGCAGCUCCUGCAGGACAUCACCUGCCUGAGCUCGCCCAGCCGCCUGGCCGUGCUGCCCUGGGGUCAGCGUAAGGUGCUGCGGUGGAUCCGCCGCAACUAUGGAGACCUGGACGUCUACAUCACCGCCAGCGGUGUCGAUGACCCGUCUCUGGAGAACGAUGAGCUCCGAAAGUACUAUUUGGAGAAGUACGUUCAGGAGGCUUUGAAAGCAAACCUGAUUGACAAAGUCAAAAUCAAAGGCUAUUAUGCAUUCAAGCUGACUGAAGAAAAGUCUAAAUCCAGAUUUGGUUUCUUCACAUCUGAUUUCAAAGCUAAAUCGUCAGUACUGUUUUACAACCAACUUAUCAGAAACAAUGGCUUUCCUUCUGAGCAUAGUGGUCCUGGAUGCAGCCAGAAUCAACACACAGAGUGUGUUGUCUGCUUGUUUCUUGUGCAGAAGAAACCACUGAUAUUCUUUGGUUGUUGCUUCUUCUCUACUCUGAUACUACUUUUAUCAAUUAUCAUUUUCCACAAGCGAAAGAGAAGAAAAUUGUGGAAAGCAAAGAACUUCCAACACAUACCAUUAAAGAAGGGCCAAAAGAGAGUUCUUAGCUAAGUGUCAGCAUGAGACAGUUUAAAAUUCCACUCCAGCUCUAAAUACUGGCAACUCAGAAGGCAAACCUGUAUUAUACAAAGACGUUAUUGAUGGGAAAGAAGGUGAUGACAAUCAGUGAAAAGUGAUCUGAACCUGAAGACAAUCUGCUGAGAGUAAACGCUAAGGACUAUUUGAUACACCCUUGUGACACUUCUGAUUAGAAAAAAUAUGUUGGGGCCAGGCAGUGACUCACCUGGUUAAGCACACAUUACAGUGUGCAAUGAUACAGGUUCAAGUCACUGGUCCCCACCUGCAGGGGGAAAGCUGUUCACAAGUGUUCACACAGGGCUGCAGCUGUCUGGUUCCUCCCCUAUCUCCCCCCUUCAAUCUCAAUUUCUUUGUCUCAGAAGAGAAAAAAAAAAAAAAAGGUAAUGCCUGAGAAUACACCCAGCGAUCAUACUGAAGAGCUCUUCCCCAGACCCACUUUAAUUCUAUUUCAUUACACUGCCUGAGUUCUUGAUCUUCAUUGUAUCCUGGACCUCAACUAUUCAUUCACAGUAAAGGGCUGGGCAAGACAGCAUAAUAGUUAUGCAGAAAAACCUUAUAGACACCAGUGGUCCCAGGUUCAAUCCCCCAGCACCAUCAUAAACUAGAAUUGAACAGUUCUAUGCUGGGCACAAUUCCCUGCUUCAUAUGGAUUCAGUGACUGCAUAGCACAGUGAGCCUAACCUAUCUACUUGAGAAAGGCCUGCCUGUACACCUCAGCCUAUUUUUCCCCCAGAGCACUGCUCAACUUUGGCUUAUGGUGGAGCAGAGGAUCAAACUUGGGAUUUCAGAGCCUCAGGCAUGAAUGUUUGCACAACUAUUAUGUUAUCUCCCCACCCCUUAAAGUUGUAAUUAGGUUUUGCUUUCCUAGUCUCAAAAUAUGUGCUCGUCAACUAAUGUACCCUGUGUUCAUGACUUAAUAACCUUCAC